Diorhabda sublineata is the source of this 873-nucleotide messenger RNA. RefSeq names its product forkhead box protein L3 (gene fd102C). Lineage: Eukaryota; Metazoa; Arthropoda; Insecta; Coleoptera; Chrysomelidae. The transcript has a single exon. The record is from RefSeq and is a predicted model, not a curated record. Gene Ontology annotation, biological process: anatomical structure morphogenesis; cell differentiation; regulation of transcription by RNA polymerase II. Bases 1 to 873 code for a protein of 290 amino acids. Gene Ontology annotation, molecular function: DNA-binding transcription factor activity, RNA polymerase II-specific; RNA polymerase II cis-regulatory region sequence-specific DNA binding.
AUGUGCAGCAACGAAAAUUCAACGAAUCACGCGUCACAGUCGAAGCUACCCGCCAGAUUUACAUUUGAUGCUAAUAUUCCGAGAGCUAUAUUUCCCAUAGAUCACUAUAAGCUACAACUUUACCAGUACGCAGUCGCCGAACGUUUACGAUAUCCAUUACUAAAUCCUUUUCCAUCGACAUUAACUUGUUAUCCUUUAUUACCUAGAUCGCUUCAACCUGAAGAACCAAAACCGCAACAUAGUUAUAUCGGAUUAAUUGCAAUGGCUAUUUUGAGUUCUCCGGAUACUAAAUUGGUAUUAUCCGAUAUAUAUCAACAUAUUCUAGAUAAUUACCCGUAUUUUAGAACCAGAGGACCCGGUUGGAGGAAUUCAAUACGACACAAUUUAUCAUUGAACGACUGUUUUAUCAAAGCUGGAAGAAGUGCAAAUGGAAAAGGACAUUAUUGGGCUAUUCAUCCAGCAAACGUUGAAGAUUUCAGAAAAGGCGACUUCAGGAGGCGUAAAGCUCAAAGAAAAGUGAGAAAACACAUGGGACUGGCGGUCGACGAAGAUGGAGCAGAUUCUCCCAGUCCUCCACCACUUUCAGACAGCCCUUCAGUAAUACCUGGUCCUUCGACGUCAGUGUAUCCGAUGGUUUCAUCUAGACAUUCCACACGAAAGCGGCAGUUCGAUGUUGAAUCGCUUUUAGCGCCAGAUUCGGGAGACGAAACGAACGAAGAAGACAUUGAUGUAGUUUCCAGUGAACAUCAAGAAAAAACUGAAAACAAGCAACAGUGGCCGAUGUUUCCAAUAGUGGAUUAUUAUCAAGCUCUACUCAAUACACCGUCAAUACGGCCAAUAAUGCCUGAUACCAAUAUAGACAACUCGAAGUAA